Messenger RNA from Eurypyga helias (sunbittern), 1156 nucleotides. RefSeq names its product ephrin type-A receptor 5-like. Lineage: Eukaryota; Metazoa; Chordata; Aves; Eurypygiformes; Eurypygidae. The annotation marks the transcript as partial. The transcript has 3 exons. Gene Ontology annotation, biological process: axon guidance; cell surface receptor protein tyrosine kinase signaling pathway; protein phosphorylation. Gene Ontology annotation, molecular function: protein binding; ATP binding; transmembrane-ephrin receptor activity. Gene Ontology annotation, cellular component: neuron projection; membrane. The record is from RefSeq and is a predicted model, not a curated record.
UGGGAAGAAAUUGGUGAGGUGGAUGAAAACUACGCUCCGAUACACACAUACCAAGUAUGCAAGGUAAUGGAACAGAACCAGAACAACUGGCUAUUGACCAGCUGGAUCUCUAAUGAAGGGGCAUCCCGCAUCUUCAUUGAGCUCAAAUUCACCCUGAGGGACUGUAAUAGCCUUCCAGGAGGACUUGGGACAUGCAAAGAGACUUUUAACAUGUAUUACUUUGAAUCAGAUGAUGAAGACGGGAGGAACAUCAAAGAAAACCAGUACAUAAAGAUCGAUACCAUCGCUGCCGAUGAGAGCUUCACGGAGUUAGACCUUGGCGACAGAGUUAUGAAGCUAAACACAGAGGUGAGAGAUGUUGGGCCGCUAACGAAAAAGGGAUUUUACCUCGCUUUCCAGGACGUGGGUGCUUGCAUCGCCCUGGUCUCUGUGCGGGUGUACUACAAGAAAUGCCCAUCGGUGAUCCGCAACCUGGCCCGCUUUCCUGACACCAUCACGGGAGCGGAUUCCUCGCAGCUGCUAGAGGUGUCGGGCGUCUGCGUCAACCACUCGGUGACCGACGAGUCACCGAAGAUGCACUGCAGUGCUGAGGGGGAAUGGCUGGUGCCCAUCGGGAAGUGCUUGUGCAAGGCAGGGUAUGAGGAGAAGAACAACACCUGCCAAGUAUGCAGACCUGGGUUCUUCAAAGCUUCACCCCACAGUCCAUCCUGCAGCAAAUGUCCCCCUCACAGCUACACGCUUGAUGAAGCAUCCACAUCUUGCCUGUGUGAAGAACACUAUUUUAGGAAGGAAUCAGACCCACCUACAAUGGCCUGUACAAGACCCCCCUCUGCUCCCCGGAGUGCCAUCUCAAAUGUUAACGAGACUAGUGUCUUUCUGGAAUGGAUUCCCCCUGCUGAUACUGGUGGAAGGAAAGAUGUGUCUUAUUAUAUUGCAUGCAAGAAGUGCAACUCACACUCAGGUCUGUGUGAGGCGUGUGGCGGUCAUGUCAGGUACCUUCCCCAGCAAACCGGCCUGAAAAACACCUCUGUCAUGAUGGUGGAUCUGCUUGCUCAUACAAACUAUACCUUUGAAAUUGAGGCAGUGAAUGGAGUGUCCGACCAGAACCCCGGAGCCCGGCAGUUUGUGUCUGUAAAUGUAACCACAAACCAGGCAG